AUGUCUUCAAAACCCUUCAAGGUCAUCAUUGCCGGAGGCAGCAUAGCGGGCCUCACGCUAGCCAACAUGCUAGAAAAACUUGGCAUUGACUUUGUCGUUCUCGAAGCAUACAAGGAAAUUGCACCUCAGGUUGGCGCCAGCAUUGGCUUGUUGCCAAAUGGCCUCCGCGUUCUCGACCAGCUUGGCCUGUACCCUGCUAUCCGUGGGCUGAUACAGGAGCCGAACCAAAAAUCUACCAUCCGUGGACCAGACGGACAAGUGCUAACCCAGACCAACAAAGGAGGGGACCUAUUUAGGAACCGUCACGGAUAUGACAUCAUCUUCGUAGAUCGCCAGAUGGUCCUUCAAGCUCUGUACAAUCACUUGGAAAGCAAGAACAAGGUCUUGACGAGUAAAAAAGUUGCUUCGGUCACUCUGCAAGAAAAGGGCGUGAAGGUCACUACUGCAGAUGGCGCCGAGUUCACUGGCGAUAUCCUGAUCGGCGCAGAUGGAGUCCAUAGCACCGUUAGGAACGAGAUGUGGCGAAUCGCGGACCAGCUUGAACCCGGAUACAUCCCGGCAUCAGAGCGCACAGCAUUGACGUCGCAUACGACAUACAAAUGCAUCUUCGGCAUCUCCAUUAUGAAGGACUACGCGCCUUCCACGACCAGCUCGACUUGGUACAAACAUUCCUCCCUUCUGGUCAUUGCAGGGCCCAGUAACCGAGUGUACUGGUUCAUGUUCCAGAAUAUCGACAAGAAAUACGAGGGUGAAGAACUUCCUCGUUAUUCCAAACAGGAUGAGGAAACUCUUGCCAAGGAGCAUUGGAAUGACCAGGUCACCGAAAACAUCACCUUUGGAGACAUGUAUGCUGCGAGGAUCUCGUCGGUCCUAACCGCACUUCCCGAGUACGUCUUCAAAAAGUGGCACUUCAGACGGAUCAUGACAAUCGGUGAUGCUGCACACAAGUUUGAACCGAUCAGUGGUCAAGGAGGCAACAGCGCCAUUGAGACGGCGGCCGCCCUGGUCAACAAUCUCACAAGCAUGAUGAAGAGCCGCCCAGAAGGCCUAGCCGAUGCCGACUUUGACAAAGUUUUCUCGGAGACUCAGACAACGCGCACGCCACGCGUAUGGGAGCUCGUGAAUGCAUCUCAUCAGCAACAAAUGGUCGAAGCCAUGGAGACACGCCUGUUGGAAUUCAUGGCUAAAUACUACAUACCACAUGCGACCAUCGACACCAGACUGGCCAGUUGGUGCAAGAGUAUCGAGGGUGGCCGCCGGCUCGAUAUGCUCGACAUGCCGAAACGACCCCACUACGUUCCAUAUCCGGAGGAGCUCGCCAGCACACCAUUUGACGGCUCGGCUAUCAUUAAAUUGACCGUCGCUGCAAUUUUUGGACUGCUUUUCCGUCUGGCUCAAUUAACUUUGACGAUAGACCCGGCAAGCUUCUCUCCUACCUUUGUUGGUCAUGACUGGAAGCAGACAUACACUGGAAUUCCAGCGAUUGACUCUACGCUUUCCAUUUUGGUUUGGGCCUUCUCCAAGGGAGUUGCUGGUGACGACCCCAACCAGAAGGUCCAAUGUCUGUAUUUCAUGAUCAUGCUCCUCCCGAUUGCCCUGAUCUGGACGGUUGAAGCUUACCGGAAUGGAAACCAUCGGUCUCUGGUAUCCAUGCCGGUACUCUUCGGCAUCUAUCAGCUCUUCGGUAUUGGCAAGAUCGCACCCCUCUACUACCUGGUCAGCAUCUACACUUCGGGCAACAUCCUCUACACCCGCACGACCGGCCGCGCCAUCCACUCCUCGGUCGCCAAGGCACUCCUGCCCGCCCUCGCAAUCGGCUACGUCCUGCCCACCAUCCUCAUGUUCCUCCCGCACGAGUCCGCCGUCACGCACCAGAACUACGUCGCCCUCUGGCAGCCCUUCCCCAUCUACAUCGCCGGCCUCACCUUCGCCAUCUCCGCAAUCAUCCGCAAGGCCCAGGGCGCCAACAGCCAGCCGAUCGAACGCGAGAUGUUCGCCCUCGCCGACGUCGCCCCGCUGCGCGCCGCUUACGGCGCCGUCUUCUGGACCACGGCGAUCGCGCACAUCGCCACCCUCGUGUACCUUUUCUCCAAUACGGCAACUAUGUCCAUCAGCGAGGUUUUCUUCAAGUUGAGCGGCACUGUUGACGAGUCGGUUUUCUUGUUCUUCAAGCACGACUUCUUGAUCUGCUUCGCCGCCGUGUUUGUUUGGUGCCUGUACAGCGCGUACGAGCUGCGUCGCACCGGCUACGUCAAGACGGAGCAGGCGGUCCGGGCGGCAUUGGCCACGCUGGCUGCUCAGGUUGUGGUGGGACCCGGUGCGGCUUAUGUGGGCUUUUGGUCGUGGAGGGAGGGGGCCAUUCUCUCGCAUGUGAAGAUGUGA
Molecule: messenger RNA, 2382 nt
Organism: Lasiodiplodia theobromae
Lineage: Eukaryota; Fungi; Ascomycota; Dothideomycetes; Botryosphaeriales; Botryosphaeriaceae
Product: FAD binding domain containing protein
Exons: 7
Coding region: 1-2382 (793 amino acids)
Molecular function (GO): FAD binding
Source: RefSeq, a predicted model, not a curated record